Molecule: messenger RNA, 6546 nt
Organism: Didymodactylos carnosus
Lineage: Eukaryota; Metazoa; Rotifera; Eurotatoria; Philodinida; Philodinidae
Source: the annotation of a GenBank genome assembly
AUGAAUCAUGGGUUCAAGAUGCUUUUGAAAUCCAACUGGGUCCUUUAUGGAAUCAGAAAAAAAUACUAUAUAUCUCCGAAAAUUUCAGAUGUUCCGCAAGGUCCAAGUAACGUUGAAGUCCGGGGUCAAACCGAGAACAGUGUCACCUUAAAAUGGGAUCGGCCGAAAAAUGAUGGUGGAUCAAAAGUGACACAAUAUCAAGUUGAAAUACGGAAACCUGGUAGUGACGCAUGGGAGCCCGCAAGUGAUUUUCCGUUGAAAGGAACAGAAUUAACUGUGGAAAAUCUUCAACCGAAUAAAGCCUACGAAUUUCGCGUGAAGGCCAAAAAUGCUGCUGGAUGGAGUCAACCGACGGUACUUGAUCGGCCAGUAACAUUAAAACCUGAUUAUGUGCCACCCAGUUCACCGAGUACACCUGAAGUGAAAAAAGUUGGGAAAAACUUUGUUGAAUUAGCAUGGUCGCCGCCAACCAACGAUGGAGGAAGAUACAUUGUUGAGAAGAAACCUGCAGGCAGCGAUCAGUGGACAAAAGCUACACCAUAUACAGUAUUAGAUAAUAAUGUAACAGUUACUGAUUUACCAGAAAAUGGUGAAUUUGAAUUUCGCGUGAAAGCAGUAAAUAGAGCCGGUGAAAGUGAACCGAGUGGAGUGACGAAUCGUAUAAAAAUUUCCGAAUUUCCAAAUGGUCGGAAACCAACAUUCACAAAGAAAAUAGCGGAUGUUAAUGCAGCAAUUAACAGUGAAGUAUCAUUUACAGCUGAUUUUGAAUCAAAUCCAGCGCCUGAAGUGAAAUGGUAUCGAAACGGUAUGGAACUUUCACCAAGUGGCCGCUACCGAAUUAGUACAAAACCAAACGAGUUAACAUCAACCCUAACAUUUAUGGAAGUAUGGGAAACUGAUAAUAAUUCAACAAUUACUUGUGAACUAGUCAAUCCGUUAGGAAAAGAAUCAUGCGACGCAAUAUUUCGCGUAAAAACUCCACCAAAAUUGGAUCGUGAACCAGGUGAUCAAAAAGUGAAUCUCGGUGAAACUCUAAAAGUUAAAAUUCCUAUUAACGGCAAAGGACCGUAUACAUUUAAAGUGAAAAAAGACGAUCAAAGUUUACCUGAUGACAAACGUGUUCGUGUUCAAGAAUUUGACGAUUAUAUUGUUGUAACAAUACCAGACGUUGAAAGAGAAGAUGCCGGAAAAUAUGUUAUUAAUGUAGCAAACGAUUCUGGUUCUGUCAACGUUCCAAUGAAAGUGAAAGUAACAGGUCCAUUAGAAAUUUCAAAUGUAUCAAAAGAUCACUGCACUUUAUCAUGGAAACCGCCAAAAGAUGAUGGAGGCGCUAAAGUUCAAGGAUAUAUUGUUGAACGUCGCGACACAUCAAGAGGAGCUGAUCAAUGGAUUCCAGUUACUCAAGCUUGCAAAGAUCUUUCACUCACUGUACCAAAUUUGUUGGAAAAUCAUGAAUAUGAGUUUCGAGUUAUGGCUAUAAAUGAAAAUGGGACGAGUGAACCAUUACGUUCAUCUGCACCAAUUGUUGCCAAACUUCCGUUUAAGCCCCCUGGUGCACCUGGACAACCAGAUGUGGCUGAAAUGACAAAUACCAACGUCACAUUAACAUGGGAAAAACCAACAUCGGAUGGUGGUGGUCCCAUAACCGGCUAUUGGGUAGAAAAGAAAGAACAGGGUACUGAUAAAUGGACGCCUGUCAAUUUAACUCCUACACAGAAUACAAGAUUAACUGUACCAAAUCUAGUCGAAGAUCAUACAUACGAAUUUCGUGUGACAGCUGAGAAUGAAGCUGGCAAAGGCAAUCCGUCUGAAGCAUCAAAAGCUUGCAAAGUUAAAGAUCCAAAUGCUGCUACUGCUCCAGAAUUUCUUAAAAAAUUACAAGAUGUUGAAGCAAACGAAGGCAAAACUGUUCGUUUAGAAGUUGAAGUAAUUGGUACACCUAAACCUGAUAUUGAAUGGUACAAAGGAACAAAAGAAAUAUCUGAUAGUAUGAAAUAUAGUAUGACUAGAGAUGGUGAUAAAUGUGUGAUAGUAAUUAAUAAUGUUACACCAGAUGAUGUUGACGAGUAUAGUGUAAAGGCCAGAAAUAAAGGCGGUUCAAGAAUGUGUCGUUGCAAUGUUAGUGUCAGAUCUCCUCCUCGUCUUCGACUUCCUCCAAAAUAUCAAGAUGUAUUAAACUAUGAUAAAGGAGAAACUAUUCAAAUUAAAAUACCGUACACUGGUAGUCCAUUACCAAAUGUAACACUUCUUCACGGCGAUAAAGAUGUGACAAAAGCCAAUAAUGUCACAGUUGAUGUUGGUGAUCGAGCAAUUACAUUGACAAUUCGAAAUCCCGAUAAAAAUACAAGUGGACCAUACAAGCUAAAAUUAGAGAAUAAUCUUGGCGAAGAUGAAGCAACAUUACGCCUUCAUGUAUCAGAUGUUCCACAUGCUCCUCGAAAUGCCCAAGUUGAUUCCGUAACAGAGGAUUCGGCUGUAAUCUCGUGGCGUGCACCUGCUGAUGAUGGUGGUAGUUUUAUAACAAAUUAUGUUAUUGAGAAACUUGAUCCUGAUACGGGAAGAUGGAUUAAAUGUGGUACAAGUCGUUUUACACAUUUUACAGCUGAAAAGCUUCAACCAAAUAAAUCGCAUCAAUUUCGAAUAUUAGCAGAAAAUAUUUUUGGCACGGGAGAACCGUCAGAGCCAACAAAACCAGUUGAAACGUCAGACUCGGAUGCAAACCGCAGAGGUCUGGGACGUAAAGAUGAUGAUCUAUCGAGACGAAAAAAUAAGGAUUUACCAAAAUUAGAUAAUUAUGAUCGAUGCUUCUGGGAUAUUUGGGAUAAAGGACGUAAACCACAACAAGCGUCAUUGAAACGUGGAAGUGUAUAUGAUUACUAUGAUAUUUUAGAAGAGAUUGGACGUGGAGCAUUUGGUGUUGUCCAUCGUGCAAUUGAAAAAGCAACGGGUAAAACAUAUGCCGCAAAAUUUAUUCCCACACUAACUCCAGCUGAUAAAUCAACCGUUCGACGUGAAAUUGAAGUGAUGGGUGAUCUAAAUCAUCCAAAAUUAUUGCAUUUACACGAUGCAUUUGAAGAAGAAGUUGAAAUGGUUAUGAUCACGGAAUUUGUUGCUGGUGGUGAAUUAUUUGAUCGUAUUGCCGAUCCCAAUUAUAAAAUGACAGAAAAUGAAGCUAAAAAAUAUAUGAGACAAAUUUGUCGAGGAUUAGAACAUAUGCAUGAAAAUAAUAUUGUACAUCUCGAUCUUAAGCCCGAAAAUAUCAUGUGUGAAACAAAAACAAGUACAAAUAUAAAAAUUUGUGAUUUUGGUUUGGCUACAAAACUUGAUCCAAAUGAAGUUGUUAAAGUUAGUGCAGCAACUGUUGAAUUUGCCGCACCCGAAAUUGUUGAUCAUGAUGCUGUUGGUUUUUAUACGGAUAUGUGGGCUGCCGGUGUACUAUCCUAUGUUAUUUUGAGUGGUCUCUCACCUUUUGGUGGCAAUGAUGAUAAUGAAACAAUUGAUAAUAUUCGAAAAUGUGAUGUACGAUUUCCAAAUGAAGCAUUCGGUGAUAUAUCUGAUGAGGGAAAAGAUUUUAUUAAAAAAUUAUUGUUAAAAAAUCGAAAUGCUCGUAUGACCGUACAUGAUGCACUUGAUCAUCCAUGGUUGAGAGAAGAUAAACCAGAACUUGACACAAGAAUACCAUCAUCACGCUUCGACAAAGUUCGUCAACGUGUACGAGAUCGAUAUGCUGGUUGGCCCGAUCCGGCCUGUGGUAUUGGUCGUAUGGCUGGAUGGAGUUCAUUGCGUAAAAAUAAACCACAAGAAUAUAAUAUUUACAAUUCAUUCUGGGAUCGACGAGAAGCUGCACCAAGAUUUAUUAUACGACCACAUAAUGCUCAUGUAUUAGAAGGACAAAAUGCUGAAUUUGAUUGCAGAAUAAUAGCUGUAUCGCCACCAGUUGUCAGCUGGUAUCGCGAUAAUAAUGAACUUCGUCAAUCAACAAAACAUUUGAAAAAAUAUGAUAGAAAUAAUUAUAAAUUGGAGAUUAAACGAUGCUUACAAGAAGAUAAAGGAGAAUACGUUGUUAAAGCCACAAAUAGUUACGGUGAUAGAGAAUACGCCGUCUUCUUGACCGUGGAACACUAUAUUGAAGAUAAUUUAGUGUCGCGCUUAUUUAUUGCAACAAUAAUGAGCUAUUAUUACGAUUCAUCUUGGUCCGGUUUUGCUCAUGUUCUCUAUGGUGGUUCAUCGAAACGCUACCAUUUUGAAUCGCCUUAUGCUUAUCGUUGCUUAUAUAAACAUCGUCUACUUUCUCGUGCACAAUCGAGUGUACCAUAUUCUCUUCCAGAGGCUCCCAGACAUGAGGCACGAGAGGUUAGCCAUCAGCGACGUUUGCCUCAAGACAUGGAAUUUGACCUGUGGCGUGAACCAGACGCAAAACCAGUGUUCACAUUUUUAUUACGUCCACGCCUCAUUCAAGAAGGCAUUAAUUGUAAACUACUUUGUUGUGUUAGUGGUAAACCAACACCAAAGUGGUUUAAAGACCGAACCCAAUUAUCGGAAACUGAUUCCCACUAUAUAACAGCCACUGUCCAUGGUGUUUGUACAUUAGAAAUUUCCUCUUGUGAAUUAGCUGAUACUGGUAUGUUCAGAUGUUAUGCCACUAAUCCAUUAGGAUCAGAUGAAACGUCGUGCUUCGUCCAUAUCGAAGAGGUCCGACGUACACGUCGAGCCCACUCAACCAUGCCAGGAGAGGAUAAUCGUGGACAUAGCAGAGCCAGAUCUCCAUCACCAAGUCGAACAAUGGGAAGAGAUUCGAGUUGGAGAGAAAAAUUAGGAGCUGGUGAAAAACCUGCACGUGAUACAUUGGAAGUUGAAAAACCAAGUAAGGACAAUAUUUAUUGUAUACUGCUAAUAUCAAACAAUACAUAUUCAAAUAUUCUUAUAGAGAAACGUGAGCAACGUAAAGAAGCUCCUAAAUUUAUUGAUCAAUUAUCGAGUGUUACAGUAUUCGAAGGUUCAACAGCUAAACUACGCUGUGAAGUCAAAGGAAAACCCACCCCUACAAUUGAAUGGUUGAAAAAUGGCGAAUCCAUUUCAAAAGAUUCUCGUAUCAAUGAGUCUUAUGAUGAUGAUGUUGCCACGUUGAUAAUCAAAAAAAUCAAAUUAGAAGACGAUGGAGAAUAUAUCUGUCGUGCUUCAAACGAUGAAGGAUCUGACAAUAGUAGUGCACAAUUAACUGUCAAAGCUCAUGUAGCUAGUGCCGAUGAUGAAUCAUACGCUGAAUAUAUAAACAAAGAGGAUGAAGUACCAACUGGAACAGCACUUACGAGUGAAGAAGCUCCAGUCUCAGCUGAACAAACUAGUGAAGCUGCUCCAACCACUGGUUCAGAAGUUGCUGAUACAUCAGCGCCAGCAGAAGCCGCUGCCACAGCUUCAACGGAGUCUGUUCAACCACAAAGUGAUGGCGUUGCUAGUGACACAGCAGCCAAACAAGAAGAAAAAUUACCAUCGGAAGCUGUUGCUGAAAUCCCUGCAGAUGCAACUAUCCCGACUGAAACAGCACCUGUCGAGGCUCCAGUUGUCGCUCCUGCUGCAAAAACCAGCGCGCCUGAUACCAAAACAACCACCAAGAAGGGUGCUGAGGAAAAAAAACCAGCAGCAGCUCCUGAGAAAAAGCCCUUGGGAACGGCGGCAAAGAAAACUGUUGAGCCAGCCAAGAAACCUGAACCGGAAAAGAAAGAUACGAAAAAAGUUGAUGAGAAAAAGCCCGAAGUAGGGAAAAAAGAUACAAAAAAGGUUGAAGAAAAACCGAAAACAGACGACAAAGACACGAAAAAAGUUGAAGCAACACCGGUCGCACAACCAGUUGAAGAAACACCGGUUGCACCACCAGCUGAAGAAGAGAAAAAACCAGAGGAAGAUAAGAAACCAAAAGAUAAGAAAGAUGAAGAAGAAAAACCAGCUGGAAAAGAAGAAAAAGUCAAAUUUACAAAACAUGUGAAAUCACAAAAUUUAAUGGAGGGUGAUCCUCUUCUAUUGGAGUGUAUUGGAGUUGGUAAUAACUUAAACCUUGUAUGGUUACGAAAUAACAAAGAAAUACCGGAAAAUCCAGAAUUUAAACGAGAACGUGACGGUGAUAAUUUUAGAUUAAAUGUUACUGAAGUAUUUCCCGAAGAUAGUGGCGUAUUUUCCGCUCUAUUAGAAGAUUCGACUAGCUCACGUGUAUCAUCAUGUUCUGUUAUAAUUCAAGCGAGUGAUGAAGAACCACUUGAUCCAAACUUUGUUCAAUUCCCACAAAAUUUAACUGUAGAUGAAAGUGGAAAAGCAAAAUUUAAUUGUAAACUAUCCGGUACAACACCAAUGACUGCUCAAUGGAACUUUCAAGGAAAACCAAUAGACGUUGAUUCUAGUCGUUUUGUAUUUACUGACGCAGAACCAGAAUUUUCAAUGGAAAUUCCUAUUGUGUUAGCUACAGAUGAAGGACAAUAUCAUGUUACAUUAUCGAAUGAUAAAGGCAAAAUAACCGCAGCGUUUAGUUUACAUGUUCUCGUUGACCAAUCAUGA